Messenger RNA from Thunnus maccoyii (southern bluefin tuna), 5737 nucleotides. Its product is annotated as collagen alpha-1(XIX) chain. Lineage: Eukaryota; Metazoa; Chordata; Actinopteri; Scombriformes; Scombridae. The coding region runs from base 131 to 3430 and encodes 1099 amino acids. The record is from RefSeq and is a predicted model, not a curated record. The transcript has 53 exons.
UCGGACUGAUCGUUAUCACACAUCUUAUCACAUGGAUUAUGCUUUUUUCGCUGCUUUUUGUUUGUUUUUGCCUUAGAGGAAACUUUCUCAGCAACUGUUUUCAAGUGGACUGCUCUCUAGUGUCAGAGCCAUGAUUUGCUUGCUAAGAUGGACUGCUUUCCUUUGGACUGUAAAUUCCAUCCCUUGCACUUUUGGAAUGGCAGUGAAUGAACGAACAGAUGGCUCAUGCCCCUCUCUGAAUGUAGAGGAUCGCAGGUUUUCUGACAUUUUAGAUCGUCCCCUGGAAAUCACAGGAUUUGAUCUCACAGAGAAGUUUCUUCUCCGAAAGGGAACAAUUACAGAAGACCUGUCUUCAUUUCGUUUGGGAAGCAGUCCACUCAUUAAGCCAACAAAAUCAGUAUUUCCAAACGGGCUUUCAAGUGAAUACUCCCUUGUCACCAUCUUCCGAGUAAGAAAAACUACAAAAAAAGACCGCUGGUAUCUUUGGCAGAUAUUCGACCAGUCAGGAGGCACUCAGGUUUCUGUUGUGGUCGAUGGUGGCAAGAAGGUUGUGGAGUUUUCUUCCCAGGGACUGCUAAAGAACACUCUACGCUACACAUUUAAGAGCCGUGACCUACAUGCCCUUUUUGAUCGCCAGUGGCACAAGCUGAGCAUUUCUGUACAGAGCAACAUAGUCUCCAUUUACAUGGACUGCAAGCUAAUAGAAAGGAGACUGACAGAUGAGAAAGACAGCAUUGACCCCACUGGGCGCACACUCAUCACUACACGAAUGGAGGAUGGACGGCCUGUAGAUAUUGAGCUGAAACAAAUUCUAAUCUACUGUGACCCUUAUAUGGCUGAGAUGGAAAAUUGCUGUGAGAUUCUGGAGCCAAAGUGUGAAGCCAAGAAGACAUUUAAUGGGACUUCCCCUCCCCUGGUUACAGCCCAGCUUCCACAGAUGCUGUCUCAGCCAGCCCCAAAGUCAAUUGACAGAUGUCACUGUCCAGCUGAAAAGGGAGAUGCUGGUCUGCCGGGACAAAAAGGGGACAGAGGAGACAAGGGGGACACAGGGGAGGCCGGGAUUCAAGGAAAUCCAGGACAUAAGGGGGAACUUGGAUCAGAAGGGCAAAAGGGAAUCGAUGGGGAGAAGGGUGAUGUAGGUCUGCCUGGAGCCCCGGGGCAGCCUGCUGACAACGAAUGUCUUAAAGGAGAUCAGGGCCCCCAAGGUGACAAAGGAGAGAAGGGAUUGGCUGGGGUCCCAGGUCAGCCAGGGGAACCAGGCAAAGAGGGCAAAAGGGGACGGAGGGGAAAGACUGGGGAGCCCGGACUCAGAGGCCUGCCUGGUCCCCCAGGAACCUCAGAAGGAGCAAAUAUCAAGAGGCAGAAGGGUGAGCCCGGAGUCCCUGGAGUGAAAGGAGAGAAAGGAGACACUGGUCAGCCAGGUGCCGAGGGGGCCAGUGGGAUGAAAGGACAAAAAGGUGACAUUGGCCCUCCUGGUCCUCCUGGUUCUGUGAUGACAGCUCAUGGAUUAAGACAACUCUCUGGAACUGAUGAAAUGAGGGAGAAGAGCCAGAAGGGAGAAAAGGGGGAUAUGGGGGAGAAAGGAUCUCAAGGACUGCAAGGCCUCAAGGGAAACACUGGCCCGCCAGGUCUAAAGGGAGAUCAAGGACUAGAGGGGAAGCAAGGCCUGCCUGGACCCACUGGACUCUCAGGCGAGCCAGGCUCGCCAGGGAAGCCAGGAGUGCCUGGGAGAGAUGGCCUGAAAGGAGAGAAGGGGGACUCAGGUGGAGUGAUGGGGCCACAGGGACCCAAGGGUGAGCCUGGAGAGCCUGGCGGUGGAUAUUUGGGUGAUGGGUUGCCUCUAUCUAGAGGGUCUCGUGGGCCCAAGGGUGAAAGAGGUGUCCCAGGACUACCGGGAGAUCAUGGUGAAAAAGGUGAACCUGGGGAGAGUGUCACAGGAGCACCUGGCCCCAUGGGACCCCCAGGAAAGCCGGGAAUUGAGGGACCCCCAGGUUUAUCUGGCCCCCCUGGAGCUCCAGGAAGAGAGGGUUCCCCUGGCAGACCAGGCCCCCCAGGCCCUACUGGACCCCCAGGUGAACCAACUGCCCUGCCAAUUGUUGGAGACAUGGGUGCUUUACUUAAGAAUGCCUGCAGUGUGUGCCAGAUGAGAGUCCCGGGGCUGCCAGGGCAGAAGGGAGAGAAGGGGUCCCCCGGAGAGCAGGGAGUAGAAGGCAUGGUGGGAGAAAAGGGGGAUCCAGGUGUAAGAGGCCCUAUGGGUAAUCCUGGGAAAGAAGGCCCAAAGGGAGUAAAAGGAGAGAGAGGGUUCCCAGGCCCUAUAGGAGAUAAAGGCGAUGAGGGGCCUCAUGGAGUACCAGGACUUCCAGGUGUGGCCGGUCGCACAGGGGCCCCGGGGCUUAUGGGUAGACCCGGUCCAAUGGGCCAACAAGGAUCUAAAGGAGAAAAAGGGAAUGAAGGCCCUGCAGGCAGACCAGGACUUCCAGGGCCUCCGGGUGUACCCUAUGUGGAGGGCAAUGGGAUGAGCAGUCUGUACAAGCUCCAGAGUGGUGGAGCUAUUUUAGGACCCCCGGGAGCUCCUGGUGCUCCGGGUCCCAAAGGAGAUGAAGGACUUGCAGGGGAACCAGGGGCCAUGGGAUUACCAGGGCUUGAAGGGCUGCCUGGUGCCAAGGGUGAUAUUGGUUUGCCUGGUCCACCUGGGAUACCAGGUCCUCCAGGGAAGCCCGGCGCUCGUGGAGAGCCAGGGAUCCCAGGAGAGCCGGGUGAGAGGGGGCCGCUCGGAGAGACAGGAUUCCCGGGGCCCGAGGGACCCCAAGGUGUUCCUGGGAGACCUGGAAAAGAUGGAACUCCUGGAUACACGGGAGCUACAGGUAGACCAGGGGACAGAGGAUCCAAAGGUGAACGUGGUGACCCUGGAAUUCCUGGAGAAAGAGGUGUUCAGGGCGAGAGAGGACGCACGGGGGAUUCUGGCCCAAUUGGACAGAUCGGACCAAAGGGCCAAAAAGGUGAACCUGGCCUUCAAGGACAGUUAGGGAGUGAAGGCUUCCUGGAUGAUUCCAGCUUCAUGGAAGAACUCAAAAUGUUUAUCAAAAAUGAAGUAUUGAGGAUCUUUGAAGAAAAGCUAUCAAGCGUUGCCAUGCAGCAGAAGACACCUGCAGGCAUCUUAGCUUCGCAAGUCCAAGGUCCUCCAGGACCUCGUGGCAAGGACGGAUUACCAGGCCCGCCAGGAGAGCCUGGACCUCCUGGUCCUCAAGGAUACAGGGGUCAGAAAGGAGAACGAGGCCAGCUUGGUCUGGGGUUACCAGGUGAUCCAGGACCCAUUGGGCCACCAGGCCCUCCUGGGAUCACUUCUUCUCAGGGCCUUCCUGGCUCUCCGGGGCCCCGCGGACCUCCCGGGACAUGUGACCCCAGUGACUGUCUUCUUCCAUCCUUAUGAACCCCAGCAGAGCGGUUUAAGCUGGCGCGAUGACGGCCGUCCAGCUCCGAGCUCAGUACUGCAGCCAGACACGAUACAGAACAGGAGAGAGAUGGCCUCACUGUAUCUGACAGCUUCCUCCGCUCUGGUUUAUCAAACACACUCACAACUGACCUCUUUUGUUCGAUUCACUAUAACAUUUGGAUGCAGUAGGGGCUUUUUUUCUAGGAUUGCUAUUGGGUUUGUUUUGAAUGUGAUAGAAAACCUUUGAGUUGUUUGUUUUUGUUUUUUUGUUGUUGUUUUUUUUUGCAUUGCUUUACUUUUAAGUUAUUUCUUGAUUUCACAUCCCCUACUGUGAUGUAAUGCAUUCCUUGUCAGCUCUCAUUAUGUCUUUCAAGACCAUGAAAUGACUUUGUUUUUCAUCAAGUGCAGUGCUGUCUGAAAACAUGAUCUUAAUUAUUUGUUUGCCUCCUCGAUGGGCAUGCCUAUGCACUCUUCUGUUCUUAUUCAGAUAAGCCAUUGUGCUGGCAGAAGGUACAUCUCAUGCGUGCGUGUGUGUGUGUGUAUGUGUGUGAGAGACAGAGAUUAACUGAGUGAAUGUACUUGUUUUAUGUGUGGGUGUGAGAGAAUAGGAUUUUUGAAACUCCUUUUGCAACCAAAGUGCAGCCGAUGUGUCUGAUAUAGAAAUUAUUUAUUUUAAGAAUGUAUUUAAAAGAUGGUACUAAUAAUUGUAGUAAAUGUAGCAUGGACAUUGAGUAAUAUUACUACUAGAAGGUGGAUUCACACAUUUCUGGAUUAUUAAUAGUUUUUUUAAACGAUUACUCAUGACAGAUCUGCAUUGUGCAUGAUAAUCAUUUUUUUUAAAGAAUCUCUGGUAUAAUCAUAAUUAAAGAUGUCUUCCAUUUUCUUUAGGUUAUGCAUUGAUACAUGACUGCUCAUCAGUGAGGUUUUCCGUAGCUUUUAUAAUAGAAAAACCUACAACUCAUACUGUAAAACACACACACAUCAAGGGCAGAUUUCUACACAUGAAAAGAAUGUACUUUAACUGUUGUUUAUGUUUAACGACUGUGACGUGACCUCACAUUUAACUUUACUGUUAAUUAAUCUGUUAAUAAGUUAAACGAGUGACUGUUUUUUUUCUUUUUUCCCUGUCUAAUGGGGCUUGUAAUGGGACCUGACAAUAUAAUUACAUAAGCAAGUUAUAUCAUUGUAAUGAUGUAUUAAGGUUCUCACUUUUGUUAUUGAUCAUACAUCGUUUGCAAAUGUUGGAUUUUUUUUUGUGUCUGAGGUGAUUUAUUAAUAUUUAUUGUUUACAUGGUGUGGUGUAUGAUGAUUCCUCUGCAUGGUUUAUAUGUAUAUUUUUGAUUUCCAGCCACACAAAGGUAAUCAGAAUACUACACUGCAAUGUCAGACAUUUUGUUUUGGUGAAACACUGUACUCAGAAAUCUACUUGAACUUUCUUUUUGUUUAUUUAACAGUAACUUCCUGGUUUUUCUCUUUCACUGACCAGCACUGUGUGUCACUAUGUAUCAUUGAGUUUUGGGUGCCGUAAGACUGGAGUUUUGAUUUAGUUGAAGGUUUUGAGUCAACUUUACCUAAACAGGCCAUAUGAUUUAUCUUUAAAUCUGAAAAGAUAAAAAGAUAAGAGAUAAUAUGUUAUUCAUUAAAAUAACUCUUAAAUUUGGAUUUAAAUUAAUACCUUAUUUGAAGAUUUUAAAGGAAAACCCCAAUUUGUUCAUUGAACCAUAGCCUAAAUUUUUUAAUAACUCAAAACAAUAAAGUAAAUCUAAGUUUUAUAUAAAUAGAUAAUUGGCCUGUAUUACUUUCCUCAAGCUUUUCAUUUUGAGUGCUGUUUAAUAGAGUUGGACUCAAAGGCUUUAAUUUUACUUUUAAGUGUCCUGCUGUGGUUAAUGUUUGAAAAGCUAUGUGGGUGUAUCUGAAAUUUUCUAACUAAGAAUUCAAUUCUGUCUGUAUUUCAUCCUUCAGAUCUGUUUGACACUUUUUUACUUCAUGUCUCACAUCACAGAAAGUCAUCAUGCUUCUCUUACACAUGUAAAUUAUAACUUACAUCUCACCCUGAAGUUACAGAGGACUUUUUUUUUUUUUUGUAUUUUCUCUCAGCAUGCCGGCUUGGUUUUUUAUCUCUUCUCAAUUUUAUCAGUGUGAGUGGGUUUAGAGGGGUAUUAAGGUGCCACUGACUUCAUUUGUGAGUUGAAAGAGCCCCCUGCUGGACAUGUUUUUUUUUUUUUCUUAUUGCUUGUAAUGUGAAUGAAAAACAAUCUUUCUUUGGGUUAUAGGCUACAUAAAACCCCUCCCUCUAUUGGCUUC